Molecule: messenger RNA, 980 nt
Organism: Tuber melanosporum (Perigord truffle)
Lineage: Eukaryota; Fungi; Ascomycota; Pezizomycetes; Pezizales; Tuberaceae
Exons: 3
Coding region: 70-648 (192 amino acids)
Biological process (GO): vacuolar transport
Cellular component (GO): endosome
Source: RefSeq, a predicted model, not a curated record
CUCCCCCCCCCUAACCCCUCCGCUCCAUAUCUACCACCACCACUAAGCUCCCCAUAAUAACGCAGUCGAAUGACAACCCCCUUCCAAAACACCUACCACCUCCGCAAAGUCGCCGACGCCUCAUCAAAACCCUGUACGAUAUGCUACAAACACACUCCGCAAGUCCUGAUAACACCGGACCAGAAGGAUUUCUUCUACGUGUGCCUCUCGCACACGCGGGACCGGGGCUUUGCUACCGCGGUUGUGGCAGCGACACAGGAGGAGACGGAGGGGGCGCGGAAGGCGAGGGAGAAGAAGGAGUUAGAAGUGGAGGUUGAGAGGGUUAAGAAGGAGUUUUUGGAGAAGGAGAGCAAGAGGAAGGAGGGGAAGGGGAAGGGGAAGGAUCAAAAGAAGGAAGGGGAGGAAGAGAAAAAGAAGAAGGAAGAGGAGAAGGAGAAGGAGAAGGAGAAGGAGGUGGAGGUGAAGAAGGAGAAGGAGAAAGAAGAGGAAGAGAAGAAGAAAAAGGAUGAGGAACCGAGGAUUUUUACAUUGCAUAAAAUAGUCUUCGAAUCCCGUGUUCGCCGCUAUCGGCAGGUCCAGCUAGCAAAGUUAAACCAAGAUCGAUUACGCAACGGAGCGUUCCCAUCAGUACCGACUGGCUCUCUGUGAUUGUUACUAUUCUUUCUCUCCUUUUGCCAUUUAUGGGUGACAUUAAUGGGUGAGAUAGCGUGACCUUUUUCCCCCUCUCGCUUCUAAUGAUCUACGGGGAAGGCUUGUAGGGAGGUGGUGUUUAUGGAUUAUUUUAUGAUUGGCUACAAUGUGUAGAUUUAGCAUCGCGGGUUAGCGGAUAUCAAUAUGGAGUUUUUCUUAUCCUACGGGACUCAAUGCACGGCUUACAAUGUUCCUCGGAAUUAUUGUUCAACUGAGUGAGUGGCUUAAGUCCUCUCUCCACCCUUCAUGCUGAUAAAGCUACCGCACCCUUGAAUCGAACUCAUUCCUCC